Molecule: messenger RNA, 1298 nt
Organism: Drosophila eugracilis
Lineage: Eukaryota; Metazoa; Arthropoda; Insecta; Diptera; Drosophilidae
Gene: Ctu2
Product: cytoplasmic tRNA 2-thiolation protein 2
Exons: 1
Coding region: 53-1258 (401 amino acids)
Biological process (GO): tRNA wobble position uridine thiolation
Cellular component (GO): cytosol
Molecular function (GO): sulfurtransferase activity; tRNA binding
Source: RefSeq, a predicted model, not a curated record
UGGUAAUUUCGUUUAUCUGUGAAAUUAAUUUUGUUGAUGAACAAUAAUAGCCAUGUGCAGCAUUGGCGAGGAUGAUUUUGGAGACGACGGGGCCACCCAUGGAAUGGUGGCAGAAUCCCUACCUUCGGGGAUCGUUCUAAGCCCAGGAGAUUGCAACAAAUGCGGCGUAACAUCCAGCGAACUGUAUAAACUCAACUUUCGGACGGCUGAGUGCCGUGACUGCUUUCUGGCAUACGCGAGGCACAAAUUUCGGGCCGCGUUGGGCGCAGCUAAGAUCCUGCCAAGAAACGCCGAGGUGCUGCUUGUUCUAGACGGCUCGGCGGAGUCUCUGGUGCUCCUGGACAUGCUUCACUUUGCCCAAACACAAAACACGUUUAAAAGACUCCACUGCAAUGCACGUGUAGUCUACGUGGAGGAUCAACCAGUGCAGGGCCGUGAUCCAGUGGACGUGGAUACGCUUAAGACUUUAUCCACACAAUAUACACCUUUUGAGUUCCAUGUCAUUGAGCUGGGUGCAUUUCCGGAUUCCCUACGACAGAUCCAUUACUAUAGUCCUAACAACGAAUCGAACGAGCUUGCCCAGAAGAUCAAAAAAUUGCGAAGUCUCACAGCCCGACAGGAUUACCUCCAGCAACAGCGCAAGAACCUAAUUGCUUCAGUGGCCCAAAAGCUCUCAUGCAGUCAUGUCUUUGAGCCCAGUAUAAGUGUGGAUUUGGCGACUCAGCUAUUGGCUGCUAUAGCGCUGGGACGUGGGGGCAGUGCUGCCUUGGAUGUGGCUCUCCUGGACGAUCGGUUAACUGGUGAUGUCAAAUUACUGCGACCCCUUAAAGACCUCAAUGAGCAGGAGAUUCAAUUCUAUAUACAUGCUCAACGACUAAAGCCGCUAUUGCAGAGUGGAUCACGAUAUGGCCAGGAUAAUGGACCGAGUGCCAGCUUACAAAACCUCACAUUCGCCUUUGUGGCCAACCUGCAACAGAACUACGCCUCUACCGUGUCCACAGUUUUUCGAACUGGGGACAAGAUAGCUGCCAAUGGCAAUCCAGAGAAAGUCGUUUGUAUUCAUUGCCAGUCUGCACUGGAUUCUCAGCUUUCCGAAACUUUACUGGCCAUUGAGUAUUCCAGGACCGUUUCGGGGGCUGGAGCUAGUCUGUAUAAGAACGGAGAUGACCUCGAGGGUUUGGCCAAGCGACGCCUAGAGUUGCAGGAUGGGCUGUGCCACGCCUGCCGUGGCAUACAGGCGGAAUUUGAGAGCGGUUAAUUGUUGUAGGUGAUCAGAAAAUAUAUAUUUUUCACCAGAA